Molecule: messenger RNA, 2412 nt
Organism: Alligator sinensis (Chinese alligator)
Lineage: Eukaryota; Metazoa; Chordata; Crocodylia; Alligatoridae
Gene: DPH6
Product: diphthamine biosynthesis 6
Exons: 14
Coding region: 410-2383 (657 amino acids)
Biological process (GO): protein histidyl modification to diphthamide
Molecular function (GO): diphthine-ammonia ligase activity
Source: RefSeq, a predicted model, not a curated record
UUUGUUGAUUGUUAUGUUAUUAGUGUUGUUUAGCUGGGUACAGAUGUAGGGAACUGUAUUGGUUGUUUUAUGCAGAGGCUUGUUAUAUGGUACUGAUCAGUGAGCAUUGGCACACUGGGAGCUGCAGACUGCUGUCAGCCAGUCAGAGAUUACUGAACAACGCAGCACACGUUGUAGUCUAGUAAUAUUGUUGAACGCUGAGCUUCCCUAUCACAUCUCCAGUGAGCAAAGAGGGCCAUAGGGCUUCCUAUGUUGACCUAAUACCACCCUUCACUGGUGGAAAUAUCCCAGGGGACCAGGACAUCUCAUUUAUUUUGCUGGAGCAGCUCUGACUUGGAGAAGGGAGCGGGCCGUGGUUCAGCUUCUGAGCAAUGCAGAUGGGGCUGGUGGGAAGGACAGCUGUUACAAUAUGAUGCAGUGUGUGGCUGCUGGGCACCAGAUUGUUGCACUAGCGAAUUUACGGCCUGCUGAAAACACAGUUAUGGCAGCGAAGACAGAUGAGCUGGACAGCUACAUGUUUCAGACAGUAGGACACCAUGCCAUUGACCUGUAUGCUGAUGCAAUGGAUUUGCCGCUUUAUCGUCACACUAUAAAAGGAUCCAGUGUGGAUAUUGGAAGAGUAUAUACCAGGUGUGAAGCAGAUGAGGUUGAAGACCUUUAUCACCUUUUGAAACUUGUUAAGGAACAGGAAGGAGUGAAAGGCGUCUCUGUGGGAGCCAUUCUUUCAGACUAUCAACGCGUUCGUGUAGAAGAUGUUUGUAAGAGACUCAAUCUGCAGCCUUUAGCUUAUCUUUGGCGUCGAAACCAGGAAGCUUUGCUCAGAGAAAUGAUAUCUUUGGAUAUUCAAGCCGUGAUCAUAAAAGUGGCAGCUUUUGGUUUAGAUCCAGAUACACAUCUAGGAAAAACACUGGAUCAAAUGGAGCCUUAUCUUUUAGAGCUUUCUAAGAAGUAUGGAGUCCACAUGUGUGGAGAAGGUGGCGAAUAUGAAACAUUCACUCUGGACUGCCCUCUAUUUAAGAAGAAAAUAGUUGUGGACUCAUCUGAUGUAAUUAUACAUUCGGCUGAUGCGUUUGCACCCGUGGCCUAUCUUCGUUUUCUAAAAUUACACUUAGAGAAUAAGGUGGAAUCUUCAGACAAGUUUAUGGACAGUAGCUGUUCUUGUGAAGUAACCUGUAAUGAGGAUAUGUUACCUGCAGCUGAGGAAGAUGGACCGAAGGACAUUCCUCCUAUCAUCUGGAAAUCAUUGAAACAUAAUUCUCUUCAGUAUAGUAAGACAUUAGGAUGUUCAGGAAAAUCCCUAAGUGGUUACCAGUGGGUUUCAGGAAUCUCUGCCUGCUUUCUUCCAGUAGAAGGCAAAAGUAUUCAAGAUGCAGCUCUGGAAGUCUUUUCUUCUCUCCAAGCUAAUAUGAAUUCCAUGGGAUUUGAACUGAAAGAUAUUAUUUUGGUCCAUUUGUAUAUGAAGAGCAUGAAAGAUUUUGCUGUAAUAAAUUCAGCCUAUGUGACAGAGUUUGAUUUGUGUCCACCGGCAAGAGUGUGUGUAGAGGUCCCGUUGCCCGAUGGAAUACUGUUUUGGAUUGACUGCCUUGCACAUAGCCGUGACUUUACGACUGAUGACACAUCCUGUUAUGAAAAGCAGGUCAUGCAUGUACAGAGCAUUUCUCACUGGGCACCUGCUAACAUAGGACCUUACAGUCAGUCAGUCAAGAUUGGAGAUGUUCUCUACUGUGCUGGACAGAUUGCACUAGUACCUUGUACUAUGCAGCUUGUAAAUGGUGGCAUACAGACUGAGGCCACAGUCUCCCUACGUCAUGUUGAGAAAGUCCUUAAAGCUAUGAGUCACAAUACUGAACUCCAGCACGUCCUUAUGGCAAACUGUUAUGUAACUGACAACAAAUACAUUCCUGUUGCUUGUGCUAUAUGGGAAAAGAAAUUAAAAGAAGACAAAAAGGCAGAAGACUCGAUAAUGUGCAGUGAUCUACCUGCAGUGUGUGGAACACUAGCUGUGGUUGUGGUACCGCACCUACCCAGAGAGGCACUCAUUGAGUGGCAUGUCAUUGCGGUAGUGGAUGAUCCAUUACAAAGAAAAACUUUUUCACUGAAGAUGUUUUCAGAGGGCUGCCAAAUUGAAUGUGAGGUUGUGGAGUCCAGUUCUGCCACUAGCGCAUCAAUCUCAGUAUGCCUAAGCCUGAUUUCACCAUCUGUUUCUUCAGUUGAUUUAGAUACAGCUCUCCAAGAUAUGGUUGCUGUUUUUAGGCAAGCUGUUGAGAAACUUUCUGAAGACUGCACUGCAAUACCUUUGUGUUUUAGAACUUUCUACAAGAAGGAUAGCUUCAGUACUGAAAUACUACAAGCAGGUAAGACUGUUGCUGGAAUAAGCCAUUAAUAGUAAUAAAGUGGGGUUUAACUGGGGAA